Molecule: messenger RNA, 699 nt
Organism: Phoenix dactylifera (date palm)
Lineage: Eukaryota; Viridiplantae; Streptophyta; Magnoliopsida; Arecales; Arecaceae
Source: RefSeq, a predicted model, not a curated record
AUGGGCUUCAGACGAGAGAACACAUCAUAUUGUUACUUUGGUGCUACUACUCCCAUUUCCCUUCCCUUGGACUUAGAGGUGCGGAAAAUUAUGGCUAAAAGUGCAAUCUUAGAUACAGUUGCAGAUGAUUUUUUUGAUGAGCAUGGUUCAUUGGAUGAAUUACAAUGCCUCACCGAAGCAGUCCAAAGGUGGGAAGGAGAAGGUUUAUCUGGGCAUAGUAAAGUCAUUUUUGAUACUCUUGAUGAUCUAGUAUGUGAUAUUACAUUGAAGAUUUUCAACCAACAAGGUCAUGAUAUGAAAACACUUUUUCAAGAUUUCUGGCGAGAAGCGUUCGAUGUGUGGUUGAGGGAAUCUGAGUGGAGUAGAAGCAAACAUGCACCAUCAAUUGAUGAAUACCUUCGAGUUGGCAUGCUCUCCAUAGUUGUACAAGCAAUGUUUCUCCCCGCAUGUUAUCUUGCAAGUCCAAAGCACCCACAGAACUCUCUAGGAACCCGUUAUAGCAAAAUUACCACAUUGUUAAUGCUCUCAGCUCGCUUACUGAAUUACAUUCAAAGCUAUGAGAAAGAGAUGAAAGACGGAAAACUGAACAUGGUGCCAUUGUACUCGAAAGAGAAUCCAGAGGCAAAUAUUAAAGAUUCAGUUGCAUACAUACAAAACAAACUAGAAGGUUCAAGAAGCAGCUGCUUGAAAUUACAAUGA